AUGGUUGGGAAAAAAGCUAUUGGUAUUGACCUUGGAACAACAUAUUAUUGUGUGGCUGUGUGGCAACAUGAUCAAGUUGAGAUCAUACCCAAUGAUCAAGGUAAUAGGACUAUGCCAUCUUGUGUUUCUUUCAACGAAGUCAGACGUCUAGUAGGUGAAGCUGCUAAGAUCAAGAUGUUUGUGAACCCCACCAACACAGUUUAUGGUUUGUAUUUUAUUGUCCAUUGUUAUAGGCAGUUUGAGUUUAUAAAAGUGUCUUUAUUCGUAAUUGAUUAUUACAUACUUGGAUUUUCAAAUGCAAAACGAUUGAUUGGGAGGAGAUUUUAUGAUGCCAAGAUUCAGGAAGACAUGAAGUUAUGGCCUUUUAAAGUUAUAAAAGGGACUAACAACAUUCCAAAGAUUGUACUUGAAUACAAUGGUGAAAUGAAGGAGUUUUUUGCAGAGGAAAUUUCAUCCAUGGUUCUUGUGAAACUAAAAGAAGUUGCAGAGGCAUACCUUGGUGAAACCGUAAAGGAUGCAGUCAUCACAGUUCCAGCGUAUUUUAAUGAUUCACAACGCCAAGCCACAAAAGAUGUUGGUCAUGUGGCUGGACUUAAUGUUCUACAAAUAGUCAAUGAACCUACAGCUGUUGCAAUUGCUUACGGAUUACACUUGAAAACUGAUAUAAGUCAUGGCACAAAUGUGCUCAUCUUUGAUUUGGGUGGUGGUACAUUUGAUGUCUCUCUUGUCAACAUUAAUAACAACGGUACGAUAACUGUGAAAGCUGUUGCUGGUGACACUCACUUAGGUGGUCAGGACUUUGAUAAUGCAAUGGUGGAACAUUUUGUGAUGCAAUUCAACCGAAGGCACAAGACAGACAUGAGUAGGGACAUAAAAGCAAUGGGGCGGUUGAGGGUAGCUUAUGAAAAAGCAAAACGAUCACUCUCUUCAACUUCUUCAACUACUGACGCUCCUAUCGAAAUUGAUGAUUUGCAUCAGGGUAUUGAUUUUUCUAUGCGAAUAACUCGUGCAAAAUUUGAACAUCUUAAUGGGGAUUUAUUUGGUAAGUGCAUACAGUUGGUGGGAAAAUGUUUGGGUGAUGCUGAAAUGAACAAGAAAAAUGUAAAUGAGGUAGUUCUAGUUGGUGGGUCAACUAGGAUACCUAAAAUACAACAAUUGUUGAAAGACUUCUUCAACGGGAAAGAGCUUUCUAAGAAGAUCCCUGCUAACGAAGCAGUUGCAUAUGGUGCAGCAGUUCUUGCUGCAAAAUUAAGUGGUGAAAGUAAUCAAAAAGUGAAGAACUUAGUGUUGUUGGAUGUGGUCCCUCUUUCACUUGGUGUAAGUAUUCAUGAUGACUCUUUAUCUGUUAUAAUCAAAAGAAAUUCCCCAAUACCAGUCAAGCAGGAAAGAAUCUAUGUUACAAGUGUGGAUAACCAAAGUGCUAUUACUUUUGAUGUCUAUCAAGGUGAGAAAAGUAGAGCUAUAGACAAUGACUGGUUGGGGAAAUUCCAAGUUGCAGUACCAGUUGCACUAAAGGGUAUGUCAAGGGUAAAUGUGGUAUUUGAAAUUAAUGUUAAUGGAAUUUUAAAUUGCUCAGCAGAGGAGUUAACCACUGGCCUAAAGAAAAAAAUUAGAAUCAGCGAUGACAAGCAGAGACUUUCAAAGGAAGAGAUCGAAAAAAUGUUGAAAGAUGCUGAAAAGUACAAACUUGAUGAUGAGGAGUAUAAGAAGAAACUUUUUGCACAUAAUCUGUUGGAGGAAUAUAUUUACGAUGUGAAUGCCAAAAUCAAAAGCAUAGGAAGUAUUGAUAACACAAAGAUCCCAAAGGAAGAAUUGGUAAAAAUGGAAAAUGUGAUAAGGAGCGCAAGCCAAAUUCUUGAUCUAAGCAAACUUGCAGAUGUUGAUAAGUAUGAGAAAACACUAAAUGAACUGGAAAAUGUAUGUGUUCCAAUCAUUGCCCAACUUAUGAAGUAA
Molecule: messenger RNA, 1953 nt
Organism: Lactuca saligna
Lineage: Eukaryota; Viridiplantae; Streptophyta; Magnoliopsida; Asterales; Asteraceae
Source: the annotation of a GenBank genome assembly